Ailuropoda melanoleuca (giant panda) is the source of this 1705-nucleotide messenger RNA. It is a transcript of the gene YBX1, whose product is annotated as Y-box binding protein 1. Gene Ontology annotation, molecular function: nucleic acid binding. Bases 145 to 1287 code for a protein of 380 amino acids. The record is from RefSeq and is a predicted model, not a curated record. The transcript is spliced from 8 exons. NCBI's taxonomy places the organism in Eukaryota, Metazoa, Chordata, Mammalia, Carnivora, Ursidae.
UCGCUAGUUCGAUCGGUAGCGGGAGCGGAGAGCGGACCCCAGAGAGCCCUGAGCAGCCCCACCGCCGCCGCCGGCCUAGUUACCAUCACACCCCGGGAGGAGCCGCAGCUGCCGCAGCCGGCCCCAGUCACCAUCACCGCAACCAUGAGCAGCGAGGCCGAGACCCAGCAGCCGCCCGCCGCCCCCCCCGCCGCCCCCGCCCUCAGCGCNCCCGCUCCCUUCCGCGUGUACCCUGAGGGCGCGGCGCGCCGCCUACGCAGGCCCGAGUGGGCCGGGCGCUUCCCCUUCCCUCACGUGCUCCCCGCCCCGCAGCCGCGCCCGCCCGCGGGCUCCGCGCCCCGGGCCCACCCACGUGUGCUGGGGAGCCCGCGAGCGGCCUCGGAGGAGAAAGGCUGUCAGGUGGUCGCGGGCCGCCGCGGAGCGCAAAGGACGUCUGGUAAUCGUGGGUUUUUGUGUUUGUGUGUUUUUUUUCCUCCAGCAACGAAGGUUUUGGGAACAGUAAAAUGGUUCAAUGUAAGAAACGGAUAUGGUUUCAUCAACAGGAAUGACACCAAGGAAGAUGUAUUUGUACACCAGACUGCCAUAAAGAAGAAUAACCCCAGGAAGUACCUUCGCAGUGUAGGAGAUGGCGAGACUGUGGAGUUUGAUGUUGUUGAAGGAGAAAAGGGUGCGGAGGCAGCAAAUGUGACAGGCCCUGGUGGAGUUCCAGUGCAAGGCAGUAAAUAUGCAGCAGACCGUAACCAUUAUAGACGCUAUCCACGUCGCAGGGGUCCUCCACGCAAUUACCAGCAGAAUUACCAGAAUAGUGAGAGUGGGGAAAAGAACGAGGGAUCGGAAAGUGCUCCUGAAGGCCAGGCCCAACAGCGCCGGCCCUACCGCCGGCGUCGGUUCCCACCUUACUACAUGCGGAGACCCUAUGGGCGUCGACCACAGUAUUCCAACCCUCCUGUGCAGGGAGAAGUGAUGGAAGGUGCUGACAACCAGGGUGCAGGAGAACAAGGUAGACCAGUGAGACAGAAUAUGUAUCGGGGUUAUAGACCACGAUUCCGCAGGGGUCCUCCUCGCCAAAGACAGCCUAGAGAGGAUGGCAACGAGGAAGAUAAGGAAAAUCAAGGCGAUGAGACCCAAGGUCAGCAGCCACCUCAACGUCGGUACCGCCGUAACUUCAAUUACCGACGCAGACGCCCGGAAAACCCUAAACCACAAGAUGGCAAAGAGACAAAAGCAGCCGAUCCACCAGCUGAGAAUUCGUCCGCUCCCGAGGCUGAGCAGGGCGGGGCUGAGUAAAUGCCGGCUUACCAUCUCUACCAUCAUCCGGUUUAGUCAUCCAACACGAAGAAAUGAAGAUGAAAUUCCAGCAAUAAGAAAUGAACAAAAGAUUGGAGCUGAAGACCUUAAGUGCUUGCUUUUUGCCCCAUUGACCAGAUAAAUAGAACUAUCUGCAUUGUCUAUGCAGCAUGGGGUUUUUAUUAUUUUUACCUAAAGACGUCUCUUUUUGGUAAUGACAAACAUGUUUUUUAAGAAAAAAAAAAAAGCCUGGUUUUUCUCAAUACACCUUUAAAGGUUUUUAAAUUGUUUCAUAUCUGGUCAAGUUGAGAUUUUUAAGAACCUCAUUUUUAAUUUGUAAUAAAAGUUUACAACUUGAUUUUUUCAAAAAAGUCAACAAACGGCAAGCACCCGUUAAUAAAGGUCUUAAAUAAUUGUC